This is a messenger RNA of Danaus plexippus (monarch butterfly), 3691 nucleotides long. RefSeq names its product WD repeat-containing protein 44. Bases 140 to 3067 code for a protein of 975 amino acids. NCBI's taxonomy places the organism in Eukaryota, Metazoa, Arthropoda, Insecta, Lepidoptera, Nymphalidae. The record is from RefSeq and is a predicted model, not a curated record. The transcript is spliced from 19 exons. Gene Ontology annotation, molecular function: protein binding.
CAUGUCGUAUAAUAGAAAAUGGUUGGUGAAAAUUGUAUUAACUUUGUGUCUCAAAUAACUCUAAUGUAAACCGUGAUCUAGAUGACUUUAUUUAAUUUUUUUAUAAAGUUUUAAGUGAUUGACCACAUAUACCGACAACAUGGACGACAGUAGCGAUUCUGAAGAGUUUUUUGAUGCUGAAGAAUUCACGCCUGUCAAGGGUUCGAAGAGAUCCUCAUUAUGUAAGAGUAUCAGUUUGUCAGAGAAGAGUAAUGGUGAAGAUAAAACGAGCAAAGCUGAAGAGACGCCACAAGUGGUUGCAGCCAGCACGCCCAUAGAAACAGUUCAGGAAGAUAGGAAUACAGUCAAAAAUGUGGUGCAAGAAAGACGACGUUUCCAGGAGUUGAGGAGAUGCAUGCAGACGGAGGAGGAAGAUGAGCCGGAGGCGGGGGCACCACUGGCAGCACCCAUGGAACACCCCUUCAAAAUAAUAUCACACGACACAAUGAGUCUUCAGAGCAUGACGUCACUUGGUAGGAUCGGGAGAAUUCUAAGCGGAGCCGCUGAAUCGCAUCCGAAUAUCCGAGAUUCCACGCACACAGUGACCGCGCCCCGGGAACUCUCACACGUCACUGACGAACCCAUCAUGGUGGAUAGGACGCAAAGCGUGGAGCCGGAUGUGAUCGCCAGCACCAAGGCGAACAGUUUGAAGGUAUGCCGCGGGACCACCGUCAGCGUUAGCGCCCCACGAGCUGGUCCUAUAGCGCCACCUAGGAGAAGAAAACGAAACAAACUUCACGGCUCCCAAUCCCUGUCUACGACCGACGGGGACAAUCUCAGCGUCUGCACAACAGACACUGAUGAUAUCGGUUACAUGAGGAGGAUAGACAAACCGCAGCUAGAGACUCUGAUUGUUGAGCCAGCGUCUUCGGUAAGCGCGGCGUUACCGAGUCCCGCCAGCACCAUCGAGUCGCUCACCAGAGAGUUCAGAGACGAACUGGAACUGUCCACCAAAUACGCGGAUUCUUCAAUAACUCGCGAGUCUCGUGAUUCUACUCUGAAGCCCCAUUCCACGCUGGACAUUCGGGAGGCCGUUAAAGGAGAUUAUGUGGUGAAGCCUCAGGAUGAAGAGAAAGCUUAUAGUGGUGAUAGUAUCGAGGCCUCUUGCGGCACCGGCAGGACUCACAGCGAGGGCCGGCCACCGACGGGCACCUCCAGCUUAGGAUCGGUCUCCAAACGUACAGAGUGCCGCGCACGUCGGCGCUCGGCCGGGGAUUCCCCUCAGCACGCCGCGCGACCGCUCUCAGACAUGGAAAUACUGGAACAGGUCACCGUGCUCAACCUGGACACAGGUGAGCGCAUGCCUCUCAGCGUGGCCGAACACAAGCUCCCUCAGUGCAUCAACCCUCUCAGUCUGCACAUCAUGAGGCUCACUUCGGAGUACAUCGGGCGGACGAACGACGGCGAGAACACCAGAGAAACUGAUGAAGAGAGUGAGAGUGUGUGUGUGGGGGCGGAGCAGGAGGCCAGGGACGCCGGCAAGGAGGGCGCGGACCGACCCACCGGCAUCAAGAGGCGGACAGACAAUCUGAUCCGCGCCGAUCUAGUGAAGUGCCACUCCCAGGACAACAUCAACGUGAGGUUGAAGCGUUUCUUCGGUUCCACGGUGAAGAAGACCGUGGACGCGGCCAAGUCCCUGGCGCAGGAGGUGUCCCACGCGCGUCACAAGGAGGACGUGGCGGACAUAGUGGACGAGGUCAGGGGAGAACAUAACGUUAAACUGAAGGCCUCUAACUCACACAAAGGACCUUACGACUUCGACGGAUGUGUCAGAUAUGUUCAGGAGAUGGGUUCGGCGCACGCCGGGGCGGUGUGGUGUUGUAAGUUCAGCGUGUGCGGGCGAUUGCUGGCCACGGCGGGCCAGGACCGGCUACUGAGGAUCUGGGUCACCAGGGACGCCUACCACCUGUUCCAGGACAUGCGAACCAAAUACAACGCAGAGAAGAAAUCCUCGCCGACUCCUUCCCAGGAGUCCCUGCCGUCUAUGGCGGCGCCACCCCCGUCCCCGGAGGACACGCCCCUCGGCCCCUCCGCCCCCUUCUGUCCCAAGCCGUUCUGCACGUACUCCGGCCACACGUCCGACCUGCUGGACGUGUCGUGGUCCAAGAACUACUUCGUGCUAUCCAGCUCCAUGGACAAGACGGUCAGGUUGUGGCACAUCUCCCGGGGCGAGUGUCUGUGCUGCUUCCAACACAUCGACUUCGUGACCGCCAUCGUCUUCCAUCCGAGGGACGACAGGUACUUCCUCUCGGGCAGUCUGGACGGGAAACUGAGGCUGUGGGACAUACCCGAUAAGAAGGUGGCCGUGUGGAACGAGGUGGACGGCAAGACGAAGCUAAUAACGGCAGCAAACUUUUGUCAGAACGGCAAAUUCGCCGUGGUCGGGACGUACGACGGCAGGUGCAUCUUCUACACGACGGACCAGCUGAAGUAUCACACGCAGAUAGACGUGCGCUCCACGCGGGGCAAGAACUCCACGGGACAGAAGAUCAGCGGCAUAGAACCCAUGCCCAACGACGACAAGAUACUCGUCACCUCCAACGACAGCCGCAUCAGGCUCUACGACCUGCGGGACCUCAACCUGUCCUGCAAGUACAAGGGAUACGUGAACGUGUCCAGUCAGAUAAAGGCGUCCUUCUCCCACGACGGGAAGUACAUAGUCAGCGGCUCGGAGAACCAGUGCAUCUACAUCUGGAAGACCUGCCACGACUACUCCAAGUUCACGUCCGUGAGGAGGGACAGGAACGACUUCUGGGAGGGCAUCAAGGCGCACAACGCGGUGGUCACGUGCGCCGUGUUCGCGCCCAACCCCGACCACAUGAUACGGACAAUAACGGAGCGCGAGGAGCGCGGCAGGGCAGCCAGCGGCGCGGCCGGGGACGCCGGGGACGCCAAGGGCGAGGGUCUGGUGUCGUCGUCGCAGGCCGGUCACGUGCUGGUGAGCGCCGACUUCAGCGGGGUCAUUAAGGUGUUCGUGCACCGGGCGAGACCCAAACACAGCUCGCUGCCGGCCUCCGCGCUACAGUAGUAGGCGGGCCACACACACACACACAAGGAUCGUCAACACGCACUCCCACACGCGUAGUUUAAACGGCGAGCUAUAUUAAUCGCAGAUAAAGUAUUUCCUCCCUUCCCUCCCCCCGCUCGGCCGUGUAUUUAUUCUGUGCGUACAUUCACGCUAAGCUUAGUGUGAGCAACACUGUUUCCGGGAUUCUUUGAACAUGUCUUAUAAAUUAUCUUCAUUGUUAAGUUCUGAGAGUCCCGCGCGAGUGCAUCCGAUCGUUGUGUAUAUCGAUGUUUGUUAAUAUAUAAAGCAAUGUAAUAUAUAUCUGUUUCGGGAGUGUUUAUGAGAUUUAUAUAAAAAACGCCUUUUGUUAUUGAAGUUGAAUAUUCGACUAUGAAUUUAUAUGUUAGGUGUGUCCGGUGGCGCUGCUCGUGCGGCGCGUCACUACUGUACUCGGGACAUCGCCGGAUCGUUCGCUUGUUCUCGUUUCAGUGUACAUUUACUGUAAGUGUAAUAUUUUUGUAUCUUGCCCCGACGCAGCCGACGUGGUCGUAUCUCUAAGCUACCCGAUGCCAUGUUGUUUGUAUAAAGAUGUUCAGUGUAUAUUGUAGGUCGCAUUUACCAUGUAAUAAAUCGUUAUAUUACUUA